AUGGAGCCUCCACUGCCCACACCGCCGCUACUGCUGCUGCUGUUGCUGCUCGUGGGCUCCGCCGCGCUCCCUGCGCCCCCCAGGAUCCCAAGGCACUCAGACGGGACGUUCACCAGCGAGCUCAGCCGCCUGCAGGACAGCGCCAGGCUGCAGCGCCUGCUGCAGGGUCUGGUGGGGAAGCGCAGUGAGCAGGACACAGAAAGUAUCCCAGAGAACAGCCUGGCCCGGUCCAAGCCUUCAGAGGACCAGCUCUGCUUGCUGUGGUCGAACACUCAGGCCCUACAGGACUGGCUUCUCCCCAGGCUUCCCCUGGAUGGGUCCUGGUCUCCCUGGCUGCCUCCUGGACCAAAGCCUGCCGUCGAUGUUUCAGAGUGGACUGAAGCAACCAGGCAGCCCUGA
Molecule: messenger RNA, 399 nt
Organism: Cricetulus griseus (Chinese hamster)
Lineage: Eukaryota; Metazoa; Chordata; Mammalia; Rodentia; Cricetidae
Source: RefSeq, a predicted model, not a curated record